Alternaria arborescens is the source of this 528-nucleotide messenger RNA. Its product is annotated as Molybdopterin synthase catalytic subunit. The record is from RefSeq and is a predicted model, not a curated record. Lineage: Eukaryota; Fungi; Ascomycota; Dothideomycetes; Pleosporales; Pleosporaceae. Gene Ontology annotation, cellular component: cytosol. Gene Ontology annotation, molecular function: molybdopterin synthase activity. The transcript has a single exon. The coding region runs from base 1 to 528 and encodes 175 amino acids. Gene Ontology annotation, biological process: Mo-molybdopterin cofactor biosynthetic process.
AUGGCAACCACAGAACCCCAAUCUUAUAAUCCGGACAUACCGUCAGACCCUGUGACCAAGACCACAGACACCAUCCAUGUCGAACUCACUCCGUACGAUCUAGACUCCUUGUCAGCAACAAAAUUUGUCCGCUCUCCAUCCGCAGGCGCAACUGUCUUGUUCAUAGGCACGACUCGCGACUCCUUUAACAAAGAGCCUGUUUCAUCUUUGGCCUACACUUCUUACGCUCCCCUUGCCAUCAACACACUCUUUAAGAUCGCCACAUCAAUCCUCACAAAACAUUCAUGCACUAAGAUCGCCAUCAUUCAUAAGUUGGGUGAAUGUCCAAUUGGCGAGGAGAGCAUUGUCAUUGCAGUAUCGUCACCGCACCGCCAGGCGGCAUGGAGGGCUGGUGAGGAAGCAUUGGAGGAGACGAAGGAUAAAGCUGAAAUCUGGAAGCUCGAGAGGUUCGAGGGGGGUGAGGGUGUUUGGAGAGCGAAUAGAGACGGGCAAAAAGGUGUCAAGGUUGAAGAUGGAAAGCCUUCAUGA